Messenger RNA from Elephantulus edwardii (Cape elephant shrew), 1392 nucleotides. RefSeq names its product transmembrane protease, serine 11E (gene TMPRSS11E). The transcript has 10 exons. The coding region runs from base 1 to 1392 and encodes 463 amino acids. Lineage: Eukaryota; Metazoa; Chordata; Mammalia; Macroscelidea; Macroscelididae. Gene Ontology annotation, biological process: proteolysis. Gene Ontology annotation, cellular component: plasma membrane; extracellular region. The record is from RefSeq and is a predicted model, not a curated record. Gene Ontology annotation, molecular function: serine-type endopeptidase activity.
AUGUGGACUGGUCAGGAGAACCUCAGCCUCCUGCGGAUCACUCUUGGCUCAACAGACGCGGCAGCCAUCUUCCCAAGUGGUGAGCUUUCUCCAACCAGUACAGCCAAACACAGGGGAGCUUUAUCUACUCCGCCAGCUGUAAUGAAGGCCAGGAAAAGAGUUUGUUUGGAACCCUGGGCUAUUGGCCUCAUCACCUUUAUAUCCUUGAUUGUCUUGGCAGUGUGUAUUGGACUCAUUGUUCAUUAUGUGAGAUACAAUCAAAGGAACACCCAUAAUUAUUAUAGCACACUAUCAUUCACAAGUGACAAAUUAUAUGAUGAGUUUGGAAAAGAAGCCUCCAAAAAUUUCACAGAAAUGAGCCAGAAAAUUGAAUCUAUGGUGAAAAAUGCAUUUCGUAAGUCUCCAUUAAAAGAAGAGUUUGUCAAGUCUCAGGUUAUUAAGUUCAGUAAAGAAGAUUAUGGGAUUCUGGCUCAUAUGCUGCUAAUUUUUAGAUUUCGCUCUACUGAGGAUACUGACAACAUAAAUAAAAACAUUGAGCAUAUUCUACAUGAGAAGUUACAAGAAGCAGUAGGACCUCCUAAAGUAGAUCCUGAAUCAGUGGAAAUUAAAAAAAUCAACAAGACAGAAACAGACAACUAUCUGAACAGCUGUUGUGGAACACGAAGGAAUAAAUCUACCAGGGAAAGUGUCCGGAUUGUUGGUGGAACAGAGGUAGAAGAGGGUGAAUGGCCUUGGCAAGCUAGUCUACAAUGGGAUGGAAUCCAUCGCUGUGGAGCCACUUUAAUUAAUAGCACAUGGCUUGUGAGUGCUGCUCACUGCUUUAGAGUGUAUAAAGAUCCGAGGAGAUGGACAGCUUCCUUUGGAGUAACACUAAAGCCACCAAAAAUGCCACGAAACCUCAAAAGAAUAAUUGUCCAUGAAAAAUACAAAUAUCCAUCACAUGACUAUGAUAUUGCUCUUGCAGAACUUUCCAGACCUGUUCCUUACACAAAUGCUGUACAUAAAGUUUGUCUUCCUGAUGCUUCCCAUGAGUUCCAGCCAGGUGAUAAUGUGUUUGUGACAGGAUUUGGAGCUCUGCAAAAUGAUGGUAACAGUCAAAAUCAUCUUCGACAAGUGGAGGUGGAACUCAUAGAUGCUCAAACAUGUAAUGAACCUCAAGUUUACAAUGGUGCCAUAACUCCUAGAAUGCAAUGUGCUGGAUUUUUGACAGGAAAUAAAGAUGCAUGCCAGGGUGACUCUGGAGGACCACUGGUUGGUUCCGAUGUGAGGGAUAUCUGGUACCUUGUUGGAAUAGUGAGCUGGGGAGAUGAAUGUGGACAAGUCAAUAAGCCUGGAGUUUAUACAAAAGUGAAUGAAUUCCGAGACUGGAUCUUAGCCAAAACUGGUAUUUAA